AUGCCUAUUCUCUCCAGAGGCAGUGACCAAGACUAUAGUAACAUUAGCUACACUUCUUGUAAUUCCUUGAGCCACUUCUUUCCUGUCUCCGUUGAAACCCCUCCUGUCAAAGGGGUCCAUUACCAAAGAGCCAGGAGGAUUUACCACCGUGAUCAAGUCUCUGCAGUCGAUGUAAAGACAGAGGUCAUGAUAAAUGUUGGAGGCAUCAAGUACCUGCUACCUUGGAGUACUUUAGAUGAAUUUCCCCUGACCAGACUGAGCAAACUAAAGUUUUGCAGCAGCUAUGAAGAAAUAAUUCAGCUGUGUGAUGAUUACGAUGAAGACACCCAUGAGUUCUUCUUUGACAGGAACCCCAAUGCUUUUGGGAUGAUUGUCAGCUUUCUAGCAGCAGGGAAGCUGAUGCUCUUAAGAGACAUGUGUGCCUUGUCUUUUCAGGAGGAGCUGAGAUACUGGGGGAUUGAGGAAUCCAACCUGGAGAACUGCUGCUUUCGGAAACUAUUUCAAAAACUGCAGGAGUUGGCCGAGAUACGCAAAGAAGAGGAGCUCCGGAGGAGCAAAGAAGCUGCAUGUGUCUUGGAUGAGAAAACCAAAUUCGGACAGUUUAUGAACAGACUCAGAGAUAUGGUAGAAAAUCCCCAGUCAGGACUCCCAGGAAAAGUCUUUGCUUGUCUCUCCAUUCUCUUUGUGGCCACCACAGCUGUAAGCCUUUGUGUUAGCACAAUGCCAGACUUAAGAGCUGAAGAAGACAGGGGUGAGUGUUCCCAGAAGUGCUAUUACAUCUUCGUCAUAGAAACCAUCUGUGUGGCUUGGUUUUCCCUGGAGUUCUGCCUCCGAUUCAUUCAGGCAAGGAGCAAGUGUCAGUUCUUCAAAGGACCCCUAAAUAUCAUUGACUUCUUGGCUAUUUCACCCUAUUAUGUUUCACUCAUCUUCUCAGAGGAUGACUCAAACGAGGAGGACGACAGACCAAGCAGCAACACAUAUUUGGAGAAGGUUAGUUUGGUGCUACGGGUUUUACGUGCCUUGAGGAUCUUGUACGUAAUGCGCCUUGCCCGACACUCCUUGGGCUUGCAGACUUUGGGCCUCACAGUUCGGAGGUGCACACGGGAAUUUGGCCUGCUUUUACUCUUCCUAUGUGUGGCUGUCACUCUCUUUUCUCCUUUGGUCUAUCUCGCCGAGAAUGAGUCUGGGAAGGUGCUCGAAUUCACAAGCAUACCUGCUUCUUACUGGUGGGCUAUCAUUUCAAUGACCACUGUAGGGUAUGGAGAUAUGGUACCACGGAGCGUCCCAGGCCAGAUGGUGGCUCUCAGCAGCAUCCUCAGUGGGAUUCUCAUCAUGUCUUUUCCUGCAACAUCAAUAUUCCACACUUUCUCCCAUUCCUACUCGGAGCUGAGAAAGGAACAGGAACGACUGCAGUCCCGGCUUAACAGAGUGAAAAAUGCCAAUCACUCUGGUGAAAGCGACACCUUCAAUGAGACAGACAGCUUGAUCCUGGAGGAUCAAGCAUCACCCAUCAAAUACAUUUACACAGGGAAGUAA
Molecule: messenger RNA, 1536 nt
Organism: Indicator indicator
Lineage: Eukaryota; Metazoa; Chordata; Aves; Piciformes; Indicatoridae
Gene: KCNG4
Product: potassium voltage-gated channel modifier subfamily G member 4
Exons: 2
Coding region: 1-1536 (511 amino acids)
Biological process (GO): protein homooligomerization; potassium ion transmembrane transport
Cellular component (GO): voltage-gated potassium channel complex; membrane
Molecular function (GO): delayed rectifier potassium channel activity
Source: RefSeq, a predicted model, not a curated record